Morchella sextelata is the source of this 2244-nucleotide messenger RNA. RefSeq lists its product as uncharacterized. The record is from RefSeq and is a predicted model, not a curated record. The coding region runs from base 1 to 2244 and encodes 747 amino acids. NCBI's taxonomy places the organism in Eukaryota, Fungi, Ascomycota, Pezizomycetes, Pezizales, Morchellaceae. The transcript has 8 exons.
AUGUCCGGAACAACAGAUUUUAAAGGUCUUGUUACAGCUAGUGUCACAGAAUACCCCAGUUUAUCUGAUGAUACAUACACCACACAGCUGUCUAAAGUUCAGCUAGCAGCUAUUGGGGGGCUUGAGGACAUUGGAUUCCUGUCACGACUUGCCUCACGCACAACUAGGUUCCAGCAUCCAGCUGUCCGUCAGUUUAUGGAAGAAGACACCGAUGAACCGACCGAGACUGUGGGAGCCGCCUACAGAGACGCUAUGGAGGCAUUAGAGGCACGCUUAUCCGACGAUGAAAAAAAGCGCAUCGGGCCUUCCUGUGGCCUCAGGGAUGUACUUGGUGUAGUGAAUGAUGCCCGCGGGCUCUACUACAAAUCGAGUAAAAAACGAGACAAAGUCGAAAAAAUGGCAAAAGUGUUGAACUGUUACUCCGGAGCUAUAGAUGCAGCAACCCAGCACCAUCCGGAGUAUACAAGUUUAGUAUGGGGUAGCAUGAAAUUUAUCCUUCAGGUUUCCCUAAACUAUUUCGAGAUUCUCAGCGGACUCUCAACCAUGUUGAUAGAAAUCGGAGACAACCUUGGCCGUUUCGACUUGUACUUACAGAUAUACCCCUCUAAACGGAUGAAAUCAAUAUGUUCAAAGCUCUACGCUGCUAUUGUUGGGUUCUUCAAAGACGCCAUAAUCUUCUUCAAGAAAAGCCGCUUGAGGAGAUACUUUUCGGCAUUUUGGUCACCCUUCGAAAUCAAAUUCAAGGAUGCUGUGGAAGAGAUCAAGCGACUUCAACGACUUGUGGAAACCGACGCAAUUGCAAUGGGACUGAUGCAGCUGCAGCUAGAGAAUACAGCGCUGGCAGAGAGAUCUCUUGCUUUGAACCACCAGGUUCGGAUUAUCAUCGAUUUUAAGAACAAUGAAGCUAGGAUCUUAUUAACGGAUCUCCGGAAAGAAUUGUUUCAUGGACAUGAGAUAGACACAACAUACCACGAGGACUUAGUAAACUUAUAUAGGACAACAUCGACUUCGGAUUGGGAUUAUUGGUUCAAAGAAGAGCGAAAGCACGUUUCCUGGUCACACCGGCCAAAUUCAACUUUAACAUAUAUGCAAACCGAUUUAAUAGAACCUCAAGUAUAUUGCAAGUGGGUUGCUCUUGGCCACUCCCUUGCAGGAAGGGUUCCAUUUGCGCACCUUGUAUGGAGUCCAUCAAUGACAGCUUAUUCCGCGAUAGCCUCGAUCAUCGUUCAGAUUUUACAACAAAGACCCGACCUUUUACAUCGAGAGUCACGCGAUUACUACCACCAAAAGUUUCGGCGCUCUGCAACCUUUGAUGGCCUAUGGGCCGUCUUUCAAGAAGUUCUUUCUGCUCUUCCAGGUUUCCUCUGUUAUAUAACAAUCUCAUCAAUCGGAGAUCAGGAGGCAGCCUUUGCGAAGAGGAUAAUCGAUCUUUUUGAGACCAAGCAUGGAUGCCCCGUCAACCUACAACUAGUUACACCUAUUCAUCCAUCAUUCCCAAAGCCAAAAGGUUUUAUCGACAUCGAUGCUAUGUAUGAUGUAAGCCCAGAGAUGGAUACACCGAAUGCUUUGCAUCAUGUUGUUUUGGCGGAGUUGGGUAUCCCUGAUACGUUGGCUGAGGAUUUUAAAGCCACACUGUGGCAGUCGUUGUGGAGGACUGUUUGCUAUUCUGUCAACGCAAUAGCUUUGAACCAGCUACGAAGUGCCAUAAUAACUACGAUUAAUGAUAAAUGGGGAGAGGGUGUACGAUUGGACUGUUUAUGGACGAGAAACACAGAACAGCAGCUUCAAGCUUACUUACGAUCUUGUCUGGAACAAUUGGAGUUCUCAAUACCACCUGUUGUUAAAACGCAUCUUGAAAAGAAAUUGCAGGACCUGAUUCAGGAGCACAUCUAUCUAAAAGAAGCUUCAAACACCAAUACACGAACUUAUAACCUCCCGACUGAUAUCGACUCGCGAAAGAACAAACCAAACGAUGCACAAUGUCGAGUAGCAACCUGGGGUUCAAUGAAAAAUAUUAUCGAAUGCGCACCCACCCAUCUAUUCAAUUCUUUUCUGAAACGCUACCUACAUUUACCCCCUCAUGAGCAGUUACUUGAUGAUAUAUUUUCGCAGGAUGAGUGGCAUCAAAUUUCUACUCGGGCUGGUAGAAUGUUUAGAGAAGAGAUCGUGGUGGCUAUCGAGCAGGGGCUGUUAAGGACAGUUCAUAUAAUUCUAUACACUGACGACUGUCGAUGUAUUGCAUAG